UUUAUUUCCAAUUAAAUAAAAUGAAAAUUGGGUGAGAUUCGUAUUCUAGAGUGGGUCUGAUUCCAUAAACAUCUGCCCAAGGAGAUGUGGAUCAGGUGACUCUGCUCUGGGAUGCAAAUAACAAAACUCAAUUGAAAUCUUAAAAAUACUUAGGGUCCUGCAGUCCUGAUUAUCAGAUAUUGACUUAAAAUAUGAUAUAUGAAUGCGAAAUAUCUGGUAUGAAUAUUCACACUCACAAACCUUUGCUUCUCCCUUCACAGCAUAAGCAACCAAACCAGGAAGCCUAUAAUUUAGGGAUGGGGAACCCGUUGUCCUCCAGAUGUUGUUUGAUUCCAGUUCCCAUGAGUUUUGGUCUUGUUUUGGCUGGGGUUGUUGGGAGUUGUACAACAACAACAUCUGGCCAAUCGAAGGUUCUUUAUGCCUGCUAUUUCUAAUUAAAUCAUUUCCAGUUUUGUCUGCAAUGCAAAACUGGUUGCCAGGUUCAGAACGAGCCACAUUUUGAAGUUGGUUUAAUAUCAUGACUUUCUCUGAAGCUGGUAAUGCCAGUGACUUUAUUGGAGAGCUUCAGUUUUAUUAUGUAUAAUCAGUUUGAAAAUAAAAGAACAGAGAGCAUCAUAAAACUAGUCUGAGAAUAAUAAAGGCAAUAAAAAAACCCAGGUGUAUUUACACCCUUAGGAUCAGUGAUGUUAUCUCACAUAACAUCACAUAGUUUAAACCAUUUGAUGAUGGCAAAUAGUUGACACUUGGAAUUGAACUUAACCCAGUUGUAACUAUGGCAUCACAUUGGUAUCCAUGGUGCCAGGAAACCAGCUGAGCCCAACUAAAUUGUGCCCUGUAAUCCUACUUGACCUUUGUUGAAGAAGGCACACUGCAUCAGAAACUGUGUGGUUUAAUGGAUUUUGUAAUGUGAUGGCAAGCAGCAAUGCCCUUCUGAUUUUACGAAGGAAUUUUCAUUUCUGUCUUUUGUAAUACUUACAAUCAGUACCUAUUUACUACGCAGCAAAUGAUGAAGAUACUUUUUACGUUUAUCUUGAUUCCAGGGUAUACUGUACAGCAAUUUUGGAUUAGAAUGUUCUGUAUCAUGCUGUUGUUGCCCCUUUUAAGAUAACAUUUAACUGCUUUUAAAAAAUAUAUACAUACAGUACAUUCAGUCUCUGAGCAGUCAGUUACAGGUAGCUUCUGAUCUCUUUUUAGGGAAGGAGGUUGAAAAGGCAGCUGCUUUAAUGCUUCAGGUAUAACUUGGGUGUUGCCUACUUUCUUUACUGAGACUGAAAUUUUCAUUUCGGCUGACAGUGCUCUGCCAGAGACCAAUGAAUGAAAAAGUAUUGCUGCUUCUAGAAUAAGAUCACCAGUUUUUCAGUGAACACCUUUGGCUGUUCCUUUAGCAGCAGCUUGAUGUGGAGGAUAUUGUCAGAUGAUAUUGUUUAUCUCCUUGCUAUGAAAAGCUUCAUCUGCCGAGUUUGGCAUAUCAAGCUGUUAAGCCACAGGAGCAAGUUAGACUGUCUCUUUUCCUGGCCAAUCUCUUUUCCAGAGACUGAUGACAAAACAUGUCAUUUAGUGUUAUUGACCGCGAUGCUUUUAUGAUACGGCUUCAGGCCCUGGACAGGACAUCUUCUGUGUUCUUCUGUGCUCUUUACAGAAAGAUAUCUGUGGUUAUGGCUCAUCGCUGUAUGUCACUAGAAUGUUUCCUGUGCGGUUUCUGCAGACACUGGGUUCCAACAGACAGCUGGUAAUAUUGGGGGACUGGAUUUGGGUAAACUGACAUCAUUUGACCGUGCACCCAACACUUCAGGGCCAAAGCAUUCACUUUUCUCCCAAGCUGAAAGGGAAAGUUGGGGCACCCUUUUGUUACUGCUGAUGCUUUAAAAAGGAAAUAAAUAAAUCAUAAAUCUAUUCCAAAGCAUCCUGAGAUCUGUCAGUAGAUUGAGAUCUACCUUUGGCCUCUUCUCUGUGAGAGUCCCAUAGUACUCACUGUGACUGGCUUCUUAGCAAGUAUGCAUAGAUCUUAUUUAAUAAUGGCUUGACUGCAGCACUAUAUAUUUAUUUAAAAGCAUUUAUAAACUGCUUAAUAUUGAGGGGGGGAACCUAAGUGGGUGUACAAGGUCAAAAAGGCAAUACAGUCUUUCUCUGGAAAGCAAAGCAGCAAUUCCCAUAUACAUUAAACUAAUGCCAUACAUUUCCUUUCUGCCACUCUCUCCUCUUGAAAAAAAAAAGUAUUGUGACACCUAAGAAAAUGUAAUCUUCAUCCCGUGCCACUGUGAGAACCUGUGGCAAAACUCUUUCAGGCACUGCCAUUCUAAAACGCACUAAUAACACCACAAAGCCCAGGCUGUUUCUUUCUCAUGCUUGAUUUAUUGGAGAUUUCUCUGUAAUUUGUAAUGGAAACAGACACAAAGGCACCGUGGAAAAGAGGCUGUUGCUAAAGCAGCCUGCUACUAUCUGGACAGGAGCCCCUCAUGGAGACGUUUAAAACAUUCCAAAAUCCUGCCUUCCUCUAAGGCAACCCUGAGAGAGCUUUAGCAGACUGUGGCUAAGGGAGAGGAGCACAGAAGAAAUGAAAGACCAUGGCAGUAUUCUCCCUUGUCCACCCCCACUUUCAAACAUUGCUUUUUAGCAACUGACUGCUUGGAUUCCCCGGGAACUUGGAGGGACUCUUAUUGUGAAGCUGCAAGAGCUAGAAAGCUUUAGUGAAGAAUCACUGAGUCAUGAAGUUGGUGUUCUCUCCUCUGACUAAUCUGUAUAUAUCAUUGAGUACCUGCUCAACUCCACUUCAGUUCCCAAAGUGCUGGUAUUACUGCUGCAGCUGGUCUGCCUUGCCGCUUCAUGGAGAGACGUUGCACGCUGGUGUGAACUAGACGCAGGAAAGGGACCCUCUAAGGCUUCAGCAGCUGCAAAACCAAAUCCGACUGGAAAAAGAAUCUGCCCAGUGGUGCCCUCAGCAGCAAGCUGGUUUCCAUCAGACUCUGCCCUUGUCUCCAACUUUUCCCCCUCCACCUUCAUUCCAAGAACUUGAGUCAAGUCACUCUGCCGCUUCUCCUGGGCAAAUGAGCGUUCUGAACUCCCAUUCUGCUCCCGCCAUGCAGUCAUCCGGCUCCUUCAACUAUGCCCGCCCGAAGCAGUUCAUUGCUGCGCAGAACAUCAGCCCUGCUUCCAGCUACGUGACUCCUUCCUCCGGAUCUUCAACAUCAAGCCUUCCAUCUCCCAUGUCUCCCACGGCUUCCCAGAAACAAUUUGGCAGAACAUCUGCUCCCCCUUUCUCUCAGCCAUUUGCUCCGGAGGGGGAGUACCCGUGGUCUCCUUCUCCGCCGCCUCCACCUCCACCAGUUUUCAGUCCAACAUCAUCUUUUCCAGCCGCCGAUUUCUUUCCACUGCCGCCACCCCCGCCACCUCCUCUCCCGACUUCUGUCCCUUCACCCUCUGGCAGCCUUUCUCCAACAUCAAGAUUUUCAAACUCCGGCCAGUCCCCAGCCGCCUUCCUCAGCUCCUUGCUGCCAUCCCAGCCACCUCCCAUCUCUGUCAAUGCACUAGGACUUCCAAAAGGCGUCACACCACCUGGAUUUCCAAAGAAAGCAGGCAGAACUGCUAGGAUUGCAUCUGAUGAAGAAAUUCAGGGCACAAAAGACGCUGUUAUUCAGGACCUGGAAAGAAAGCUUCGCUUCAAAGAAGACUUACUGAACAAUGGCCAACCAAAGUUAACCUACGAGGAGAAGAUGGCUCGUCGACUGCUAGGUGCUGACAGCGCUGCAACCGUAUUUAAUAUUCAAGAGCCGGAAGAAGAACUGGCAGGACAGGAAUACAAAGUCUCCAGCUUUGAGCAGAGGCUGAUCAGUGAGAUUGAGUUUCGGCUGGAGAGAUCUCCUGUAGAAGAGUCUGAUGAUGAGGUCGAGCAUGGAGAAGAAGACCCGGAGGACAGUGUGGCACCAUAUUUUGAGAUGAAGCUGAAACAUUACAAAAUUUUUGAAGGAAUGCCAGUUACCUUCACCUGCAGAGUGGCUGGAAACCCAAACCCAAAGAUCUAUUGGUUCAAAGAUGGGAAGCAAAUAUCUAAAAGGAGCGAGCACUACAGGAUGCAAAGAGAACCUGACGGGACCUGCUCUCUCCACACUGCAGCUUCCGCCCUGGAUGAUGAUGGGAAUUACACUAUCAUGGCUGCCAACCCUCAGGGCAGGGUAAGCUGUACAGGAAGGCUGAUGGUCCAAGCUGUCAACCAGAGAGGACGUAGUCCACGGACGCCUCCUAGUCAGCCGCAUGCCAGAAGACCUCGAUCUCGAUCAAGGGAUAGUGGAGAUGAAAAUGAACCAAUUCAGGAGCGUUUCUUCCGACCUCAUUUCCUGCAGGCCCCAGGAGAUCUGAUAGUUCAAGAAGGAAAACUUUGCAGAAUGGACUGCAAGGUCAGUGGCUUACCAACACCAGAUAUCAGCUGGCAAGUCAAUGGAAGAGUUAUACGUUCUGACAGCUCCCACAAAAUGCUUGUACGGGAGAAUGGUGUACACUCCCUGAUCAUAGAGCCUGUCACAGCAAGGGAUGCUGGCAUUUAUACAUGUGUUGCCACCAAUCGAGCUGGUCAGAACACUUUCAGCUUGGAACUGAUUGUUGCAGCUAAGGAAGCACACAAGCCACCUGUAUUUGUAGAGAAGCUACAAAACACAGGUGUAGCUGAGGGGUAUCCUGUGCGACUGGAAUGCCGGGUUUCAGGAGUGCCGCACCCUCAGAUCUUCUGGAAGAAAGAAAACGAGUCGCUCACAUACAAUACUGACAGAGUGAGCAUGCACCAGGAUAACCAUGGCUAUAUCUGCCUGCUUGUUCAGGGAGCUACAAAAGAAGAUGCUGGUUGGUACACUGUGUCAGCAAAGAAUGAGGCUGGGAUUGUGUCCUGCACAGCAAGGCUGGAUGUCUAUACUCAGUGGCAGCAACAGCCCCAGACUACCAAGCCAAAGAAGGUGCGUCCCUCAGCUAGUCGAUAUGCAGCACUUUCUGACCAAGGACUAGACAUCAAAGCUGCGUUUCAGCCAGAAGCAAACCCAGGACACCUGACACUACAAUCUGGAUUGGUAGAAAGUGAUGAUCUGUAAAUCUUGGCUAUCAGGCCUACCAUUUCCUUUCAAAGUGAAAACACUGAAAGCCAUUGUCUUGACCAAUGAUAAUUUAUGCCACUUUGUGAAAGGCAAACACCAUUGUGUGCAAAAGAUAAAGAACACCCUAAUCAUGUAUUUCUUGCUCAUUGUUACAAUUUAAAGUAGUGAUUAUUCAACGGAAAUGUACAGCCCCUGCACAUGAACAUCACCUUCACCAUAACUGUUUCAUUACUAUGUGGGGGGUAGCACUGUUUUUAAAUAAUCCUAUUGCCAAAUGCUAAAGUGAAUGAGAUUUUUCAGAAGCAAGCACACUGCAGAACUUAUCACCAAGUGCCUUUUGCAAGUUGUAGGUGCUAUAACUCAAUGAAUAAUGCUAGUCAUUUUUUUAAGCUACAACACAGCAGCAAGUGUAUCAGCAACACAUUCUGAUUAACAGCAGUAAAAAUGUGCAAUAUACUGAUGGAAGGGGAAAGAAAGAGACAGACAUCUAAAUGAAAUUAGUAUCUCUAAAUGAUUUUCUAUUCUCAAGGGAAAGGAGGCUGCUUGCUUAAAGAGGCUUAGGAUAGGCAAGCAAACUUCACACCUGAAAGCUUUGUUUUCUGCCAACUAAGAAGUGGCUGACUUAAAACUGUACUGCCAGUUAUCAUAAGAUAACUUAAAAUCUGGACAUUAUGAUGGGAUUAUUUUACAGUAUUAAAAUUUGCAAGUAGGACAGGACAGACGUUUCUCAGAAUGAAAGCGUCUUGAGAAAACAUUGCACUUCAUCUCUUUGAAAUUCCAUGGUUACCCAAAUGCUUUAAAUCAUCAUACUGGAGAUUUGCUUGACCAGAACACCAUGACAAAAGUGAUGAGUAUAGAGUACGUGGGGAAAGGAGUGAGUCUGCAAGGGUUUGAAUGAUAAGCACACCACAGAGGAUAGAUUAGUAAAUAGGAGGGAAUGCAGAAUGAUGAUAAAGAAAAUGGUGUCAUAUUUUAAACACUGCAUGCUACAAUUUUGUGUUAUUGCUUACUGCAGCAAUGAAUAAUAGCCCUGCCUAAGACUGGGACUUUGUGAAGAAAGUAACAAUGGUCAAACUUCCAGAAUGUAGACUAGUUCUGCAUCUAACUGGACUUCACUUAAGCAUUAAGCCAUUUGAGUCUGGCAGGAGAAAAAAAGAUGUGGUUUUGAUGGUACAAGAGUACUUUG
Molecule: messenger RNA, 6261 nt
Organism: Zootoca vivipara (common lizard)
Lineage: Eukaryota; Metazoa; Chordata; Lepidosauria; Squamata; Lacertidae
Gene: PALLD
Product: palladin, cytoskeletal associated protein
Molecular function (GO): protein kinase activity
Source: RefSeq, a predicted model, not a curated record